UUGUGGCCUUUCAUUGGCAUUCAGUCGUUGGUUCCCUACUUGAAAGCAACUAAAUUUAUUUUUUAAUUUAAGUUUUUUACUUCUUUCCCCCACACACAAGACUCACAACUAUGAACUCCUUCUCCGUGUUCUUGGUGUUUGCUUUGGCAGCACUGGUCGUAGCAGAACCUCCAUCGGGUUAUAAUUAUCAGCGCGGUGGUGGUGGCGGUGGCGGCGGUGGAUUUGGCGGUGGUUUCGGUGGUGGCUUGGGAGGUGGCGGCGGCGGCUAUCAAGCUGUCAGCGGUGGCUUCCAAACCAAUGAAGGCCAAAAUGUUGAUCCUCAAUUGCUCGAACAAGUGCGUCAAAUCUUGUUGCAAGAAGAAAGCAAAUCCGGCGGCGGCGGUGGUGGUGGUGGUGGCGGCGGCUACCCCGGCACUCCCUCUGGUUCAUAUGGUGCUCCCUCGCCACAAUACGGUGUACCCUCAUUCGGUGGUGGCGGCGGCGGCCGCGUUGUUGGCAUCGAUUUGGAAGGUGUACGUCAAGCCAUCCAAGUUGCUCAAUUCGCCCAACAAAGCACACAAGCUGGUGGUGGCGGCGGUGGUGGUUUCGGUGGUUAUCCCAGUGGUCCAUCGGGUUCUUAUGGUGCUCCCUCAAGACCCAGCGGUAGCUACGGUGCGCCAUUCUAAGCUCAACCGUUAGUUAUUUUUUCUUAGCAUAAUGUAGAUUACAUUUCAAAUUCAUCAUAAAACAAUUGCUGCCAAAUAAUUGAAAAGACAAACGCGCGCCAAUAUUAAACAAACGCCUCUGAAAACGGAUACGCUAAAGCGAUAGAAAAAGAAAAGAAAAAAAAACAACACCCCAGCAAACACCAAAAGAACAAACAUCAACAAUUAAGCAACCCCUGCACAACCGUCGAGCCAUUAACACGUGAAAGGAGGUUCGUCAAAAUACCGUUAUUACCAGAAAAAAAAACGCAACACUUAUAACAUCACCAUUAACUAACUGGGAAUUUGAUGUUUGUAUUAAUUGUGUAAAGUUAAAAACAAUUUGUGUUGUUUUUUUUUUAACCAAAACAUUGAAAAUGUUACAUCAUUAUUAUUAUAUUCAUAAUAAUGUUUAGCAAUUUUCUUAAAUUUUUCCGUUUUUCAGCAAAAUUUUUUAAAACAAUAAUUUUAACCUUUUUUUCAUUUCCAAAACAUUUUUAAACGUUUUAAGGUUAGAAUUUUGUUUGAAAAAUUUUGCAAAUUUUCAUUUUCAUACCACAUUCCCAAACAGUUCCCAAAACUCAGUGACUAUCAAACACUAUCCAUUUCUAGCUAUCUUCUUAAGUCGUCCGCUCUCCGCUAAAAGUCUAUUUUAUUUUCACAUUUUCCUAGCGGGAGCAUUGUUAUUAUUGUAAAUAGUUUUUCUCUGUUUUAUUAAUGUUAACAAUAACAAAAAAAAAACUUCAUUAUUUUUAGUUAUUAAGUGAAUUUUUUUUUAUAAAAAUAUGAAACAAACAAAGAAAGAAACAACAAAAAAAAAACAUUAAAAAAUAAUAAAAAAAAUAGUAAAUUUUGUCACCGUUAAA
Molecule: messenger RNA, 1549 nt
Organism: Lucilia sericata (common green bottle fly)
Lineage: Eukaryota; Metazoa; Arthropoda; Insecta; Diptera; Calliphoridae
Product: putative glycine-rich cell wall structural protein 1
Exons: 2
Coding region: 111-665 (184 amino acids)
Source: RefSeq, a predicted model, not a curated record